Struthio camelus australis is the source of this 5397-nucleotide messenger RNA. NCBI's taxonomy places the organism in Eukaryota, Metazoa, Chordata, Aves, Struthioniformes, Struthionidae. The record is from RefSeq and is a predicted model, not a curated record.
GCCCUUCCCCUGCCUUUCGAUGAAAAUAGAUCUUGGAAUUAAUUAUAGAUAUAAACUCCUCCGCCCCGAAACUAGGCAGCGCAUCGUUUUCUUCCCUUCUACUCCGGGCGGGGGGGGGGGGUGGAUGAUCAGUACAGUGGUUUCAUCUGUAGGCUUUUAACACUGCGUCUUUCUUUCUGGGAAAGACGGUGUGAAUCAGCGCGGUGUGUUGCAGCCAUGGCUUUUGCCGCAUCAGGAGUUGUGUAACCAGUGGCGAAAACCUUCCAGCCGUGCUGGGUGAUUGCGGGCUCGCUGAGCGCUGUCGUGCCUAUAGCCUGCAACCUUCGGCAGGAAAUUAUUGAUGAGGAGCCGCUACAGCAUUGUGCAUAUAACUGUUAGAAGACCCAUUAGGACGUCUGAACACUGAAGAAGAGUCUGAAAACACCUCUUCGGCAGAUGUCAUCUGGGAGUGUUCCUGGCUCUUCUGGAGAGAGCAUGAUUUACUAUCUCCUUGCUGGUGUUGCUGCUUUUGGUGGUUUAUAUUACGCUUACAGAACAGUCAGUUCAUCCCGCAGCAAGUAUAUUGAACAUAUGAAUAUUCUUCAUGAAAGAGCUGAGGGGCGGAAAAACAAACCUCUUUCACACAAGGGUGAUGAAGAGGAGACAACUGAAGUCACUGAAGCAGAAGCAGCCACAGAAGCGACUGAUACAGUAACUGCUGCUGGACCUGCAGCACAGGAUGAGAGUUCUGAGGUAUCCUCAGAAACUGGAGGGGAGAGUGGCUUACCAGCUGCUGUGGAGGGAACACAGGAGGAAGCUGCUGCUAACUUGGAAGCUGCUGCUAAUUCAGAAGCUGCUGCAGUGCAAGAAACUGUGGGUGAAGGCUUGGAUGUUGCAGUUUCUUCUGCCCAUGAGGAAAACUUAGACAGUGUCAAAGAAGGAGUAGCCUCAGCAGCUCAAGAGAUGUCUGACGUGGCCUCAAGGAACCAGGAAGCUGAUGCUGAGGAGUCUGGGCAAACUUCAGAAGUUUCCACGGAAGAGACGACACCUGAAGAUGUUGCUAAGGAUUCCUAAAGGUACAUGGUACAAUUCCAGCAUGAGCUUGCCUGCGAUUCACCUUUCUGUUUUUCUCAGCUCGUGGCAGUUGCAGCAAGUGGAAAGUCUGCAUGUACAUUCUGUUUCCACCCCAACAAGUACACUGUAAAAAGAACUUAACUGAAGUAUUUCUUAUCGUUUAAGAAUCAUUGUUGGCAUCUUUUAGAGGUAGGGGAGCAAAACUUCACUGUGAUAUCAACUGUCACACUGGAUAUUUGCUUAUGGCAUUAUUUUAGUCCUAUGAAAAUUGGAUUAGGACCCAAGAGUUGUGAGAAAUCUAGUUUUCUUCUGUGCAACCAGAGUUCAGUGGACAUCGAUUUAAAUGAUACAGAUAUCGGGCUCUUGAAUUAUUGCUUUGUCUAAGUGAACUCCUCUCUUGUCAUCCUGAGGGUGAGCACAGUGAAGCUCUAACCUUCUGACUUGUUAAAGAUAUUUUUCAGGAGCAGUCUCUUUGCACUUUUAGUUUGUGCUAAUGAAAAAUAUUGAAUACAAUGUUAUUCUUGGGCCCCAUCCUUCAGGGUAUGCCUAGUGAAGUACGCGACUAAGGAGCUGGUGCACUCAGUGGGACUAAGGAAUGCUUAAGUUGCUCAGUUGGCUUCAUUACGUUCCAGAAUAAAAUAUUUUGUCUGAGUUUUGCGUUCCACGUGACUUUGCUUUCCAAAAUGGACUGCAAGAUGGUGAUAGAAACCUAAGGGAAAAAAAGGUUGGCUGAAAUAUGAACAUGGACCUUGGUAGAAAAUAUAUUAACUAAAACAGAAACAACUGAAAGUUACGCAAAUAAACCUCCCAGGUCAGGAUUCUCAAAAUUACCUUUGCUCCCAGUCAACAAUUCAUAUUACUUUUUGGAGCACCAACACAAGAGUAGAAGGAAAUGGAGCAGAGAAAGUGUUAUUUUUCAUUGUACUCUGGCAAAGUAUGUACUAAAUACACCUAGAACAUAACAAUAAAGCUGUAUGAAUCCUUCUCAAACUCAUAUUUGCUUAUUCCAUCAUCCAGUGCAAUAUAAAAUAACCAUGUCUCUUAUGUUCAUGUGAUAAAAGGUAAAUAUUAUUCUUAACUGCAUUAAUAAAUAAACCAAAUGUCUUGGGUCUUUCUUUCAUGUUGUUUUAGCACUCAAAUCUAAUCAGAAAAACACAAACCCAAACAAGCCCACAACUGUAAAAUAAUUUACAAAAUGCUUGUGCAGGAUAUGUUUCGCUACCAAUUGCUGUAUUGUACUGGGAAUAAUGACAUGCAGGGGAAUGGGUGUUUAAUGAAUGUGGCUGGGAUGUGCCAAAAAGCAGCAGGAGCGUGUGUCUCAAGCUGCUGGUUUUGCUCAAGGAGAAAGCUAAGGGCACCUGAGAGUAUCACAUUGGCAAACCAAGUUACCAAGAAAUUGUCUCCACCCUGGGACACAUGAAUGCAGUGCUACAGUGAAAGUAAUAGAAUUUAUGAAGUCUUCCUUUCCCCCCCAUACAUGUUUUGCAGCGCUAAAAUUGUUUCAAUGUUAACCCAGAUUUUCAUUUGGAUGACAACCAAUCCAGUUUCAUUAAUGAAGGCAGAGAUAGUAACUAAAAAGGGGGUAGGAGGGAAGGCAAACUGUUAUGAAACCCCUUUUAUGGAACAAAUUGAAAACAGGGGAAAAAAGUGACUCUCUUUUCUGCCAGAAUAUGGGUGCCCAGAAUGACUGCUUAGAUUGUUUGGGUUCUUUUCUUCAAAAAAUGACUUUUUACGGAUGUAACAUCACAAAGUUACAAAAAGUGUCUCUUCAUGAGCUCGGAUUCAGUGUUCUUGAAAAAAAAAAUGUUUAUAAAGCAUUUCAGUUCUAAGUGCUGCAAGAUUGCUGCGGGACUGAAAGCCAGGCUGACUUUUUCUAUUUUGCAAGUCAUCAGCCACAAUGCACCUCCAGUUAGAAGAGAUCUAAUUUUUUAGUAUGUUUAAUUGUAAACACUUUAGGGUAUGGUUCUUAACUUUCAGUUUGCAUCGAAUCACGUUAUACAUUUUGAAGUAGUCAAAGAAAAAAAUCAAAAGAAUUUUGAUGAUAUGAGAAAAUAGUAUCCGGUUCACUUUUUUUAAAAAAAUACUUAUUAUUCCGUGAAGGGCUAGAAAUAGCAGUGGUGGAUGAAAUCUCAGAUGGAGCCUUGAACUGAUGCUGAAAGCAUAUCUAACUGAGCAUAUAUUAUUGUUCCACUUUCUUCUCAGAGUACAGCCGUCCUGUGUGUGGCUGCUGGUCCUGAAUUCACAUCACUGGGAAGCUACUUAUAUCAGUAAUCUCAGCAAACACAAUUGGUUUACCUCAUGCUUCAAGUUAAUCAAGUAACUUUUUGUAGAAAUAAGGCUUGGUGGAAUUUGUCCGACGUGCAGAGGAAUUCAUUAAUAUCUUAGUAACACAGCUGAAGAUGAGGGAUUCCUUAAAAUUCUGCUUUGUUGGUGGUAGCACAGCAAGCUUUUACAAGCCAUCAGAUAAGUAGGAUUUACAAAGAAGUAGUGUUUAUAUGCUACAACACAUUUAACUGAUAACCUGCAGUCAAAAAUACAGUGCGCUUUGGAGGUCUGCAAAGAAAAAGUCAUGAUGUAUCAAGUCUGUUGCUAAACAUCAUUUACUUUUGCUCCCUCUAAAACAUUCUUUUUUCUUUUUCCCAGUGAGCAGCAUUGAAGCCUUUGAAAAGUUUAAUGGAAAUAUUUGGGCAGUCAACCAGCGGAUUCCUGUGCGAAACCUCGUACUCUGCCUUGGAGACAUAAAACAAAUUGUGCAGUUUGUCAUACCACACACUGCUUAUUAGGAUGAGUAUUCAUUACUGAAACAGACAACCUAAUACGAUUUAAGUUGGUUAGAGAGAUGCUUCUGUAAUUAACCACUCUGUUUUAGAAAGGAGCAUGUAGUAAUAAAUGUCAAAGCACCAUCCAGCAUAUAAUAAACACAUGUACUAAGAGAAGCAGUAGACUUAACUGAAUCUGUGUCACGUGAACUCAUUUUAGUUCUUUUUUGCCUAGUUAUCUACAAUGAUGUCUUACCUUUUGUCCAAACUGUGCUGCAUAAUUAUAGUAUUGUACCAUUCCAUGCUAAAAUUUAAGAAGAAAGUUUUACUAUGCUAUUUACUAGUAAAAUUACCUGUUGGUAUUUUUAAAUUGGGUCACAGGGGAAAAUAACAACCAUGUUUUCUCCCAACUUUGAAUUUACAAUACUAACGAUAGGACAUUUGGCUGUACAAAGUCUAAUUUUCCUCCUGCACAAACUUUUUAGAUGUUAUCCUUCCUUGCACAAUUGUAUCCAGGAGUAAACUUUUCAAAAGUUUAAAGCAGUCUCCUGCUUUGAGAACAUUAACCUUUUGCAAGUAGUAGCAAUAGAUACAUCAUAGCACAUUAGAGAAACUGGAAAACAAAAUAAUGCAGGUUGAAGUUAUCGUGGGUGGUUGGGAGUGGUGAGCCCCAUUCCCACCAAACCUUUUUCACCUUGUGAAAGUCUUGCUGUGUUGUUCUGUCUUAGCAGGGACAUGCAGUGGCGGCAUAAUGAAAUGGAGAUUUGAGAGAAGACUUACACGAAUCAUGAGCAAUACUGGCUACGGUUAAGCUCCUCUCUGUGAGCCUGGAGGUGGUCAGCAAAAUCCCUAUUAAAGACUACAGCAUAGGUGUUCACAUGCACAAGAAUUCUUAAAAACUAGUGAAAAAUCCAUAGCUUUGGAAACCUGGAAAAAGCUGUUACUUGUCAAAAUUUCUCUCCCAGAGAGGGGUUAUGUAACAACUCAGGCAGAGUUUGAAAAUUGUGGCCUUUUAUUUUGUUUUUCAAAACGCGUAAUCAGUAAAUAUUCUUGUCUUGUUAGUAUUAUCUUAAUAAUAAAUAAUCUAUAAUGAAUAACAGGUUUGUAUGACACUGUUCUCUUGAAUCUCUUUCGUGUCAUGGGCAUGCACACACACAUGUCCACGCAUGUGCACAUCUACUACAAAUUUUCUGUUGAGAUUCCCCACCAGCUUAAAAGCAUUACAGCCAUCCCAAUACGGUGAUAAUUCUAAUUCAGGCGUGAAACAAGACAUACCAUAUACAAUUUAUAUAGAAACUGUGAAUUUUAAGGUAUAACUGAUUGCUUUUUCUUCCAACAGAACCUUAGAAAAAAGCACCGUAUUAUAACAUUCCUACCCAUUGCACAAAGAAACGUAUUGUCAUUCCCCCCAUCAUGAAGCAAGCUAUAAUAGCAUUCUGACAAAAAUACAGUCUAUUCUUCCUGCACCUGCUUAUGAAUAACUAGAAUAAUGCAGAGGCAAAAUCAAGAAGCAUUUGCUUCGAGAAGCAAUACCAUAGCCUUAUACUGAAAGGAUAAAGCCACUGUGAUUAAAAGCCAUUGUUGC